GGAGAGUGAUAAAGGAGAUAAAACACGAAGUACAGAGAAAGAGUGUGCAUACAGUGAUAGGAAGAAACGGAUAAGAAAUGUGGCUUCUUCAGCUCCCUCCGAAGCUCUCAACCCCUUUUCUGAACGGUCAUGCCCAUGGCUCGAACCUUCUCACGAAACCCAAUUCCGGCGUGGCUAGGCCCCAAUGGGCACCGCCGUGUUCCGUCCCUCAAAUAAAAGCGAUGAAGACAAUGCAGGGAAAGGUGGUGUGCUCCAGCAGCGAUAAGACGGUGGCUGUGGAGGUGGUCAGGGUGGCCAUUCACCCAAAGUACAAGAGGCGCUUCAGGAAGAAGAAGAAGUACCAGGCCCACGACCCAGAUAACCAAUUCAAAGUGGGCGACAUCGUUCAGCUCCAGAAGACCAGGCCCAUCAGCAAGACCAAGACUUUUCUAGCCCUCCCCGCUCCCCAACGGCGUUCCAACGAAACCUCUCAGCGGGAAGAGAUUUUCAUUGAUUUCGAGUCUUUCGAGUCUUUCGGGUCCGAGUCUCAGUCCUAGACUCUCCUCAAUUUCACUCUCUCACGCGUAUUUUAUCCAAUCUUUUUUUUUUCCUCUUUCCGCUUUAUGUGUUGUAAUUUCCAUGGUGCAACUCUUUCGUGUUAGUGCACUGUUUAUAUGUGCAAUUCUUAUCAUUCUAACUACGGCUAUCAUAUAUAAUCGUCUUUUGCUUUAAUUGAUUGCUCUUGCUCUAUGGUAAUUCGGAGGAUUGGGAGAAUUCGGGAAAUUUUAUUGUUUAAUUCCAUACAGCAAUGAAAUGAGAGUGAGACUUGCUGGGACUGGGAGUGGAGAAGUUGGUGCUAACGAAAUCAGUUUGAUAUAUGGUUUUUGUUAAUUUUGUUAUCGUGAGAACUUUUAUCGUUUAUGGAUCCCUCUGAAUGUUUGAUGAAAUGUCCCAUUGGCUUUUGAUCAAUCUUCAAUUCAAAUGUGGCGUUAUGGCAGUGUUGUUAUCUUUGAGAAUUUGUUGUGACAGAAUGAAAUGUUCGAUUAUGAUUCUGAUGGCCAAAUAUUCAUAGUUGAGUUUAA
Vigna radiata var. radiata (mung bean) is the source of this 1061-nucleotide messenger RNA. Its product is annotated as 30S ribosomal protein S17, chloroplastic. NCBI's taxonomy places the organism in Eukaryota, Viridiplantae, Streptophyta, Magnoliopsida, Fabales, Fabaceae. The record is from RefSeq and is a predicted model, not a curated record. Gene Ontology annotation, molecular function: structural constituent of ribosome. Gene Ontology annotation, cellular component: ribosome. The transcript has a single exon. The coding region runs from base 78 to 536 and encodes 152 amino acids. Gene Ontology annotation, biological process: translation.